AUGGGCGACGCAGCAUUAGCACCCAAAGAACAUCUACUGAUAACCUUCAUGCGGGACUUAGCCCCGGAUCAACUGGAGGAGAUCAAGGCUAAGUUCCCGGGGCUGGAGGUGUCGAGUGUGACGUUGAAGAGGGGGGAGGAUAUUCCUAGUGAACUAGCCAAGAAGGCAUCUUACAUUGUUACAUUUACUAAUCUCCCAAAACCCGAGGAUGCUGGGAAUAUUAAAUUUAUCCACUUCCUCUCCGCCGGCUUGGACCAUGCUAUCCAGCACCCCAUCUUCAAGGAAACUGCUAUCCCGUUGACAAGCAGCUCGGGGGUUCAUGCGCCCCCGAUCGCCGAGUGGACGGUCAUGAACUGGCUCGUUCACACACGCAAGUAUGCAUACAUGUACGAAGGGCAGAAGAACCAUGAAUGGCGCGAUAGCAAUAGCGGGUAUUUUCAGGGUGUGCACGAUCAAGUAGGGAAACGGGUUGGGAUAUUGGGGUAUGGGAGUAUUGGACGGCAGACCUCACCACGCCCAACCCCAUCCUCACGCCACGACAACGGCUUCAUCGUCCCCAACACAGGCGACAAAGAAGGCACAAUCCCCAUUUCCUGGCACCACGGAACCGACAAAGCAUCCAUCCGCGAAUUCCUCGCUCUCGGUCUCGACCAUCUCGUCAUCUCGCUUCCGCUGACACCGCAAACGACGCAUCUUCUCGGGGCAGAGGAAUUCGCGCUCUUGGCGGCUAGUCAGGGAUCGAAAGGGGCGAAGCCGUAUUUGACGAAUAUAUCGCGUGGGAAGGUUCUUGAUCAGGAGGCGUUAAUUGGGGCGUUGAAAUCGGGUGAUUUGAGUGGUGCGGCGUUGGAUGUUACGGAUCCUGAGCCGCUGCCUGCUGGGCAUCCGUUGUGGGAUGCUCCGAAUGUGCAGAUUAGUCCUCAUGUGAGUUCUUUGGGGGUGGAGUAUUUUCCGAGGUCGUUGGAUAUCGUUAAGGAGAAUGUGGGGAGGGUGAAGAGGGGGGAGGAGUUGUUGAAUGUCUAUAAGAGAGGGAAGGGGUAUUGA
Molecule: messenger RNA, 1041 nt
Organism: Aspergillus oryzae RIB40
Lineage: Eukaryota; Fungi; Ascomycota; Eurotiomycetes; Eurotiales; Aspergillaceae
Product: D-isomer specific 2-hydroxyacid dehydrogenase family protein
Exons: 4
Coding region: 1-1041 (346 amino acids)
Molecular function (GO): NAD binding
Source: RefSeq, a predicted model, not a curated record